UGACGUGCCAAUGUUUUGAAUCGUGCGGGCUAACAAACAGCACGGAGAGAGCCUGAAGCCUCUGCACUGACCAGCAUCCCCCUAACACAUCUGGGGAAAACUUAAAGCUUGAUGUCCCCAUAAUUCCUAUCACGUUUGCAGUCACUGCUGCUGCACUGCCCUGACCAUCUCCUCUGCUGCACAGUAGGAGAACGCAAUGGACCUCCACAAAAUCAUCCACAGUGCACUGCACGACUUUAUUAAGGCUUACAUCCCUGAUGCAGACCUCAGCACGCUGGAUGAUGUUCUUCUGUCUUACAUCACUGGAGUCCUGGAGGAUCUCGGCUCCCAGCAGAGUGUAGAGGAGAACUUUGACGUGGAGGUCUUUGGAGAGAUGCUAGAAGCUUACAUACCUGGUUUUGCUGAAAUUGAAAGUGUCCAGGUCUGUGAAAUGAUGUUUAAUCUGGCUGCAAAACUAGCCACUGCUCGGACCUCAGCUGAUGGAGAAAACGCUGAGCCUAAGGCAAGGACAGAAGAGAUCUCACUGAAACUCACCACCUUGCCCAGUGAACCUCCACCAGGAGAAACGCAGUGCCUUAAAACACAGACAGAGGGCGCCACUGCCAAGCUACCAGUGUCUGAGUGGGAGUCUCAGGAGCAGCACCUGCUAGAAAUGUUUCCCAAGUGUAGCCUGUCUGAGGCUCGCAGCGCCCUAUCUAUUGCCAAAGGAGACAUGGAGGAAGCUGUGCGUCUUAUCAUAGAGGGUGACGUCCAACUCAGCCCAACUCCUCUUAACGUAAACCAUGGGAAGAGUUUUUCUUCAACGGGAGACCAGAAACUUAAAGAAAGCAUCCUUGAGAAGUACAUGCUGGUGGACAGGGAGGAGGAUAAGAAAACACACCGACCUGUUGCUCCCAAAGAUGCUCCAAAGAAGCUAGUUCGGUACCACAGUAACCAGGUAGUGACCACAAAAGGAGAGCGAUAUCAGCUUGUGAAGAAAGACGAGGCAGAGGAUAUGAAGAAGACGUAUGUCAACCUCAAGCCUGCACGAAAGUACAGAUUCCAUUGAUGAUGAGCACAAUUGUGUAAGAGCAGCUACUGACAAUAUUGUUUACACUUUUUAUUUUAUUUAUUAAGUUCAGUCGGCCUGCAUUUGAUAGAUUUUUUUUCCAAGUAGAGGAAUGUGGUUGUUAGUGUCAGUGGCUUUUUUUCUUCUUCUUUUUUAAAAAUAUCGUUACCGUUAUAUGCCUUGGUUAAAACAUUAUAUUAAAGUGUUUCAGUUGCUUGAAGAGCUUUUAAAAACUUGUUUGAUAUUUUGGUGAGGAUGUUGUAACUUGUGUUCUAGUUUGUGUAACAUCCUAAUCUAUCUACUUUUUGCCAUCUCAGCAGGUCUGAUGUUGCACUGACAUUAGUGUCUUUCCUUUUUUACCUCCUCAUUUUUUAUUUUUUUUUAUUUGUAUUUUCUUUAACGUACAAUAGACGACAUGGAUUCAUAAUUAUGAGAAGACAAUGGAGAAUAAUCUAUCGUCAUUUCUGUAAAUAAGUUCUCGUGGUGCUGUUGAGUUUUUUCUGGACAUGAUAAGUCUCAACUGCUUUUUUAUGUACAAAACUAAUCAUUGAUGCUAGCUUCAUUUAAAGUUCUAUUUUUACAUCAUGCAGGAGUGCAGUGUUGUGAUGGUUGAGCCUUGAGAUUUGAUCAAUUCGUUGUGCUACAAAAUUGUUUUUUAAUGGUUUUCUGAGACAUCAAGAUUUAUUUUUAUGAACAUUUGUACAGCAGAUAGCCACAACAAUCUAAGGGUUUGAUUUGUGGUCUCCCUUGUCUUGUCUAGUGCUUUUGAUAAAGCCACAGUAUUAUUUACUUACAAAAACCAGGCUAUGAGGUGUACAGUACUGAACGUCAACUAAAGAGUUUUUCCUGCACAAAGCAAGUUAAGAGAGCUAUCUGAAUAAUGUUGUUGGAGAUCUUUUUUUCUCUUUUAAAGAAAUAUUUAUUUAUUGGGUUGUGUGAGGUAUCUAUCAAUAGUCAGUGAUUUACCAAAAGUAAAUAGCGAUCUACUGCUGCCCCUGUCAUUUGAUUGUUUGUGUUAUUGUGUGAUGGUUUUUAAAGGGUUAGUUCGGGUUCACCGAAGUCACACAAUAACACAAACUAAACUUUCGAGGUAGUGGUAGACCAGCAACUCCCUUGUACUUCAAGGUAAAUUUACUGUUUUUGUCAAUGGAGUCUGGUAGCUUUGAAAAAGAGCAUACUACUUAAGUUCUCUUUGCAUAAACUUAAACAGAAAUGUAUGACAGCAAGGUAAAGUUGAAGUUGAGUCGCUUCCGUGUCUGUUCUCCUGCAUGUUCCUCUAAACUGGAGGCGUGUCGACUGACAUUUACCAAAGCUAAAACACUGAUUAUGGAUUAAUACCUCAUACAACCCCACUUCAUAAAAAUACACUAACAAUUUACAUACAAUUUUAUGACUCAACUUAUGGAAAAAUCCUUUUUAACUAUCAGUAAAUUAAAUGGUAAAUUAUUUUCUAGCACAACAAAUACAAAUCUCAAGAGGUGCCCAUACUAUUACAGCACUAUCAUUUUUGGCAAAGUGACGUGAAUGACUGGUUGCCCCCUAAAAUGUUAAGCAAAACAUGCUGUGGGAGGACUUGAUUUAAAGUUCAUUCCAACAGCAUUAUCUUUAUUUUUGAUAUAGAUGUUUAGAUUUGAAAAGUCUCCGAUCAUGUAUUUAUUGUGAGGAGGGCCAUUGCAGUGCUUUCAGGGUGUUUACAUGAUGUUAGUGGUCCUCUAUCGCAGCUCGUUUCAUCUCAUUUGUGUCGUGGAUUUUGCUUCGCUUGUGAUUGUUGGUUGUGAAAAAUUAUGAUUGGAUUCUUAUAUCUUGUGAGUUGUAUAUUAGGACAACUGGGUUGGUCAGGUGCUUUUUACUUCUUCUUUUUUUUUUUUAAACAAAUAUAUACUGUUGUUUAUUUGUGUUUCCAUCUUGAUCAAUUUCAAGCAAAUAAAAGCAAUUGUUUUUAUUUGGUGGUAUAAUCUAGUUUUCCUGAGUGUAGGUGUAACACAUUCGAGUGUGGAAAAAAUGUAUGCUGAUUAUCAGCAGCGAUGUCGUCUUAAUUACUAUAUGAAGCUGUUUAGUCAGUUUUGUUGGAGUUUUAACCCUGCGCUUUGAGAAACUGCUGACGCACAAUUUGUAGUAAAUAAAUACAAUUUUUUGUAGAUCA
Molecule: messenger RNA, 3191 nt
Organism: Centropristis striata (black sea bass)
Lineage: Eukaryota; Metazoa; Chordata; Actinopteri; Perciformes; Serranidae
Gene: cuedc2
Product: CUE domain containing 2
Exons: 9
Coding region: 197-1048 (283 amino acids)
Source: RefSeq, a predicted model, not a curated record